Clupea harengus (Atlantic herring) is the source of this 2060-nucleotide messenger RNA. RefSeq names its product CD93 molecule (gene cd93). NCBI's taxonomy places the organism in Eukaryota, Metazoa, Chordata, Actinopteri, Clupeiformes, Clupeidae. The record is from RefSeq and is a predicted model, not a curated record. Gene Ontology annotation, molecular function: calcium ion binding.
UGCGUCUUGGGACGUGUAACUUCUGGGUUCCCAGCAGUAAUGCGCUGCAAUAGCUUAACUCCAUGCUAUUUUAUCACUAAUCUACUGAUUUAGCAAGAGUAAAAUGUUCUCGUUGCUUUUACUGUACCCUAUUUUUGUUGCGUGUGAAUUAGACUCUUCUCCAACGGCAACAGUUUGCUCCCCAAAGGCUUGCUUCACUUGGUAUCGUGAGAAACAUACGUUUCAGGAGACUGUGAAGAGGUGUAAGGAGCACGGAGGCAACGUGGCCACAAUCCGAGAUAAAAAUGAAUUUACUGAUAUGGAAUUUGUUGUCUCACAACUCAACGAAAAGGACAGUCAGUUUUGGAUCGGACUUUGGCUACAAAAGGGUAACUGUACUUUGCCCGGCUUAAAUUUAAAAGGUUUCAAAUGGAUUUCUGGAGCAGAGGACUCCCAGUAUUCCAACUGGAAAAAAGAACCAGAGACCACUUGCACAGAGGAGCGAUGCGUUGUAGUACAGAGAUCAUCCAGCCUUGAACUCAAAUGGAUUGACACGUCUUGCAGAGGACGACAUUUUUACGUGUGUCAAUUUUAUUUCAGAGGAAUGUGCCCAACUCUAUCAGUGAUGGGACCCUGGAGUGUAGAAUACUCGGUCCCCUUUUCGGAUUCCCGUUUUAACCAAGAUAAUGCUUUUGCUCGCUGGCCACACGGGACCUUUGCUGAGGUAUCAUGUGGGUCUAAAAGUCAUUAUACCAUUUGUCAAGAAACAAACGGUGUUUUUGCAUGGACAGAUCCGGGUCCGUAUUGCAAUGAUCAAACAGCAAGCUGUGACUACAGGAAUGGGGGAUGUUCUCAACUUUGUUUUGCAGAUGAAACAGGGGUUCACUGCAGGUGCAAGGACGGGUAUCAACUAGGGGGUGAUGGAACCUCCUGCACCCUUAAAAAUGAUUGUCUCUCCGCACCAUGCGACUAUGAGUGCGUGACCAAAUACUCUGGAUUCGUGUGUACAUGUCCAGAUGGAUUCCAACUGGCAGCCGACCAGAUCAGCUGCGUUGACGUCGAUGAAUGUUCUGUGUCACACCCAUGCGGUGAGAACGUAUGCCAUAAUACCAAUGGAAGUUACACCUGUCAAUGCGGAGAGGGCUUUACCUCGGUGAAUGGGCACUGUCAAGAUGUCGACGAGUGUACUCAAUCAAGAUGUUCUCAAGGCUGUCUUAAUUCUUUAGGGUCUUUCUCCUGUUACUGCUUCGCAGGGUUCAGGCCAUCAAACAGUUUAACAUGUGUUGACAUAGACGAAUGUGUCACAAAUCGCUGUGAACACACAUGUAUUAAUACUGUGGGGAGUUAUAUGUGUGCUUGUAGACAACAUUUAAAAUUAGCAGAUAAUGGAAUAUCUUGCAUCACCAAGUCUGGAGGUUCCAGUACACCACCAGAUCCACCCAAGGUCACCCAGGGUCAAUUUCAAGAGCCACAGGUCACAGCUAAUCCUGUGCUUACUUAUUCACCUACCUUUACUUCCAAAAAUCCAUCUAACCACUCGAUUACGCACACACCAGUUGGAGAUCUUGGCAGCAUCGGUGACUCAGUGUCUAAAGCACCUGUCAGUAAUUCAUUGGUGUUGAUCUGUGUUUUAGCAUCGGUUAUACCGCUAAUUAUUUUAAUUUUCCUAACUGCUGUUAUUGUCAUUUACCGCUGUAAUCGCUCUAGGAAUCAUAACAAGAAGCAAAGCCCUACAGCGGACAGUUAUUGUUGGGUUUCUUCUGGUCUUGAAUCCACGCCAGAUAAAAUACAGGACAUAAAAUUAAGUGUGUUUUAAUAGAAACUCGUUCAUUUUGGGACAGUGGGAGAUAUGAGCAUUAAAGUGUGAAAAACAUGUGAUGUGUAUUGCUUUGCCUUGGCCCUUCCCUGUGGCUGUAAAUCUAUGCGCCCGCAGCCGCUUAUCUGUGUCAGCACUUGAAAGUCGCUUUGAGUUAAAACUAUGAAACUUCUUUGUUUUAUUUUUAUGGCCUUAUUGUAGUCAUUCUGACUAAUUUGGACGAAAACACUGAAUAAAGUCUAAGAGUCUAGCCUUACAAACGAAA